GUUAAUGCAUUACAUGAAUUGUAGAAUUAAAUUACAUAUCAAUUUGAUUUCCAGUGUUCAGCAAGUGAUGCAGUAUUCAUGACAAUAGUUUCUGCAAGACAAAGAGCGCUGGAAUUCCUGAAGAGGAAGUAUCCAGGGAAAGAUGAGUUCGACCUGGUCACUAAGCUUGUUGGCUACACGAGUAGGGAAGCUCACAGCUGCAUGCAGAAGGGAGCCAAUUUGGCAUCGUGCAGAAUACGAGUAUUGACCCCAAAUAAAAUGAAUAAGAUGACAGGAGAAAUUCUUGAGAGGGCAAUAAAGGAAGAUUUGCAUAAUGGGCUGGUGCCAUUUUUUGUGGGUGCUACUGUGGGUACCACAGGCACCACAGCCUAUGACAAUAUCUGGGAGAUAGGAGCCGUUUGUAAACGUAAUCCUCUCAUUUGGUUCCACGUGGAUGCUGCAUAUGCGGGAGCUGCCUUUGUGUGUGAAGAAUUCCAACACUUAUGUGGAGGACUGGACUACGCAGACUCUGUCAAUGUGAAUGCCAACAAGUGGAUGCUAGUGUGUUAUGACUGCUCUGGCCAUUGGGUGAGAGACAGAUACAUGUAUACACACGGUAUAGUAAUCACUCCUGUCUACUUAUCCAACGAAAUCCCGGGAAUCAUCGACUACCGUCACUGGCAAGUUCAGCUUAGCAGGCGAUUCCGUUCUCUAAAGCUCUACUUCCUAUUCAGAGUGAUAGGCGUCAAGAUGAUUCAAGAAUACGUAAGAAAUCAUGUGAGACUGGCCAAGUACUUUGAGGAUCUUAUAUUAACCGACAAGCGGUUCACGGUCACAAGUGAAGUUCAUCUUGGAUUGGUCUGCACGCGACUUGUCGGCGAUGACAUUUUGACAGAGCAUCUUGUUGCCUUCAUCAACGCUCUUGGUAAAAUUCAUGUGACCCCAACUAGAGACAAAGGACAAUAUGUGAUGAGACUCUGUAUAACAUAUGAGUUUGCUACAAAGGAACAUGUUCUGUGGAGAUGGACACACAUUCAAGAAUGUGCUAACGAGGUUAUAAAUAUGCAGAAACAGUUUCCGAACUUGCUGCCUUCAAGAAGAUUGUCCUAUAAAAGGAAAAGUAGUGUCUCCUAUUCUAAAAGUAGCGUCUCUUCUAAAUUGUCAAAUUCUAAAACUUCAAUAAAAAUUAACUAAACUAUCAUUCAUAUAACACAAUUCCAUCACAUAAACUUUGAGACACGAUCGAAAAUUGUAGAUUACUUUCGAAAAUGAUGAAGCUAAAAUUUUUCAGUUUUUGGAUGGAAACACAUUCAAGAAUGUGCUACCGAGGUUAUAAAUAUGCAAAAAGAGUUUCCAAAUUUGCUGCCUUCAAGAAGAUUGAGCUUCGUCGUACCUGUCAAUUCUGUGACAGUGAGAGCUCUCAAUGCACUCACGAGAGACGCAGCCGACCCGAUUCCGGUCGACCAAGACACGUGGAGUGUGGUCCCUCGUGACCAUGACAUCACUCACCAUGGAACAUACCGGGAUACAUAUCGUCUUACCAACCGCGAUACAUACCGUGAAGCGUACCAGUGAGUCUCUUGGCUCAUUUCCAGCCUCCAAUUUUUCGAGAAAUUCUAUGUUUGUUAUUCAUGUAAUGUCACGAUGUAGAAAUCCACUAAAUCAAAAUAACCAUGUAUUCAUGUAACAACAAUGUUGAAUGUAUAAAUCAAAUUACAUCAUACACGAGUAAUGUGUUAAA
Messenger RNA from Nilaparvata lugens (brown planthopper), 1720 nucleotides. Its product is annotated as tyrosine decarboxylase. The coding region runs from base 79 to 1173 and encodes 364 amino acids. The transcript has 5 exons. Gene Ontology annotation, biological process: amino acid metabolic process. Gene Ontology annotation, molecular function: carboxy-lyase activity; pyridoxal phosphate binding. NCBI's taxonomy places the organism in Eukaryota, Metazoa, Arthropoda, Insecta, Hemiptera, Delphacidae. The record is from RefSeq and is a predicted model, not a curated record.